Molecule: messenger RNA, 3426 nt
Organism: Pocillopora meandrina
Lineage: Eukaryota; Metazoa; Cnidaria; Anthozoa; Scleractinia; Pocilloporidae
Source: the annotation of a GenBank genome assembly
UUUUAUAGUAGAGGAACUCCAUAUGCUGGUUUUGAUAGACACAAUGGAGAGAUUGCUGCAUUUCAUUUGGAUAGGUAAAUCAUAAAAAUGUCGUAGAAUGCUAUGAUAAGAGAGCCCUAUUAAUACACUUCCUGAAUUCAGUUGUUGCUAGACAACCAGAUCUUGGCUCAUAAUCCACUAAAACCCCAUCACAUUAAACACACUUUGUAUGGAGAUGUUUAUCUCAUGCCAUCCAUCUUGGACACAAACACAGAAACUCAUGACUAAAUAUACUUUUUCAUGGCAAAUUAUGUAAAUAAAAGUGAGAAACAACUAAUGAUAGUGAUAAACAAAUGAUGAAAAUUAUGAUAGUAACAAUUUAAAUAUCAUAGUAAAAAAUAUUUCAUUAGUAAUAAUUAUGAAUUAUAAUUAUGUUGUUACCAUUGUUAUUAUUAUCAUAAUAAUUAUUAAACAAUAAAAGAUGUUUAGUUUAGUUUUGAAUCUAGUGGAAAUUGAGUUUUGGUAGCUUUUUAUUUUCUUGAUUAUUUAGGGAUUAAAUUCUGAUUACACAAUCGUAAAAUCAAUUUUUCUUACUAUCAAUUUAUUUUUGAAGAAUUUUAGGUUUCUACCGGGCACCACCAGUUGUUGGAAGAAAAAUAAACUUAGAAGAUGAAAUAGAACCAAUUGGAGACAAGAGGCUUCUGGACACAUUCUUUAAGAAAGGUAAGGCAGCUUUUAACUAUUUAAAGAAACUGAGAGGGGAAUUUUCUAAACAUGUCAUGUUUCCUUUUCUUUUUUUGUUAACAAACUCAAGCUCAAAAAUGUAUAUAACUGAAGUAUCUGCAUUGUGUCUUUGAUAAGCUCUAGUCUACCUCUCAUAAAUUGUAAUUUCCUUGCCAAGUGUAAAUACUGCUUAAUAUGUAGAAUAAGCUAAUUAUUGAUUUAAAAUUUGUAAUGCUAGUAAGCUUCAUAUAAUUUGUGUUAUAAGCUAGUUUAAGAGAAAAAUCCCUCCAUAAGUAUUCUUAAACUUGAGUAUUGAUAGAUAUAAAUAGAAAUAGGGUUUGUAUAAUAAGUAACAUAAGCAUUGUUAGUAUAGUAAUUAUUGUAAAGACAAUUUCAGAAAAAAAUGUUCUCUCGUAAUGAUCCAUAAAUAUGAAUCAGUUAAUCACAGAAGACUUAGCAAUCUACAGCUGUAAAUCUUACUUAAUGUAACCUUUCACACCCUAACAUCAGUAUCCACAUUCUCCAUAGUGUUCUUUAUACCUUUGUUUGGUACUGAAAAGGAGAAUUUGUAUGAAAAUCAAGAACAUCAUAAAUUUGUGAUCAUUUUCGUUAUUCUUAUGACCUUUAAAUUUGGAGAAAUUAGAAGCCAGUCGCUCGUAGUGGUUGAAGGGUUAAAUGAAUCAAAAUGAUGUGGUGAUUGUUGUUUUUCUUUCAGAUGGAAAUACUUGCUUCUAUGGCCGAUGCUACUACUGUAACAAAAAGAAUGCUGCCUGUGCCAAUGGUACAAUUAUGGAAGGCUCAGUAACACUGUGGCUACCAAAAGGAUGGAAUCUUGGAAAGUGGGCACAUCCUUGGAUAAGAGCAUACAGUGGUGCCAGAAAGGCUCUGUGAGUGAAUUGUAUGAUGCAUCUUGUGUAUACUCCCUAACAUCAGUAUGCAUAUUCUCCAUACUGUUCUCUAUAUAUUUCCUUGCUUAUAAGGAGAAUUUUUUUAACAAUCUGAGGCUUCUUUAGUUGAUGAUCAUUUCUUUGAUUCUCUUGACCUUAAUGUAUGAUUCAGGGGUGAUUUUGUGAAGAAAUAUUAGACGGUUGUCACUCUUUGGGCUUAAAGGAUUUAUAGUAUGCAAAGGACUGACUGUUGAAGUCAUGAGGAGAAAAGUGUUGGGAAAUAGAAAGAAAUAAAGACAUCUAACUAUUUUCAGAAAAACAAACCAUUGGGGAAAAAACUUGUCUUUUUGGUAUGGAGUUAGAUCCUUGAGGGUGAGCUCAUGGGGACAAAGGUGUCAGGAAAUUGGAAGAGAUAGAAAUAUCUAAAUCUUUGAAAGAAGAAAAAAAGUAGCAAAACUUGUCAUUUUGGUUUCUUGCAUCUGUAUAUCUAUACAUAAAAAAAAAUGACAUACCAGUGUAGUGCAUGUUAGUGGCAAAGUUGUUUACAAUUCUCUAUCGAGAAUUCAACACAUAUUGAACAGAGAAAGGAUUGAACCCCUACCGAUGGUUAUCUUUACACAGAUGGGAGACUGACAAUAACUACUGUAAGAACAAGGUAUUGAACAAGCCUCCAUAUAAUUUUGGUCCUCGCUUGUUAGAUCUCUUGGACACAGCACUGUUUGACUUCCUAAUCGGUAGGUACCUCUUGGCUGACAGUAUUCAUUUGGUAUUGUCUGUGAGGGAAAUGGUGGGCAUUUGGUGCCGCUCAUGCUCAUCAGAAAUCUUACAACAAAAUAAGAGCAAGAUCUUUUUCUCUUUUUACACACUAUUAUGUCACAGCAAAUGCAUUUACUGAAUUCUAGUUGACUGAUUUCGUGUAAUUUACACGCAUUUUGCACAUAGUCUAGCAUCUUUUGUUACGCGUAGGUGCGUGUAGUGACGUGCAGUGUUCGUGUUUCGUGCGUUUAGUGUGUGGUAAGUGCACGUGAGUUGAGCCCGUGUAAUGCUAUUGUGCAUUAUAGCGGCACUAUAAGUAAUGAGGGUUUGCGUUAAUUUAGCGUAUUUUGAUCAGUAACUGGAGUAGAGAAUGUGCACUAUUCUUUCAACUAAUCACAUACAAAAACUAAAAGUAUUUUGGCUUGGUCAUUCGCGUUUUCCUCAUUUUUAUGAAUCUACCUUGAGUUCUCAUUUUGUUUCUGUGAUUACUUCCCUUGCUCCAGAAUGAUCCAUUCCAGCUUCAAUUGUUCGAGUUCUAAUUAUUGAAUAUUGAAUAUUUUACGAUAUUGAAAACUUAGAAAGAUUCGAUUCUAUGAUUCAUCAGGCAAUGCAGACAGGCAUCACUACGAAACCUUUAAAGACGAGGGAGACACUGGAAUGCCACUGCAUCUGGAUAACGCUAAGAGGUAUGUGUUUUGCGAUGAGUCGUUAGAACUUUAUAGAGCGUUCACUGAUCUGUUUAUUUUAUAAGUUCAUCAUUGUUUUAGAAAAACAAAAUCAACAGACACAGUAAGCUGACCAUUUCAUUUCUUAACAGUGUGUAACAAGUGACAACCUAUCCAAAGCGAAAGACAUUCCUGAAGGUUGCCAGCCUAAGCUGUUAUCUUAAUAUGCCAGCCCAGGAAUACACCUUUGUUUUAUUUCUUCCGCUCGCGUGGUAUAAUUUACCAUUUCACAUUAACAUGAAGUGAUCUAAAAUGAGGGGAAUUUUAUUAUCCUUUUUUUUUCCUCUUUCAGCUUCGGCGAUCCUUAUCGCGAUGAAAUGUCCAUCUUGGCUCCUAUCUAUCAAUGUUGCAGGUAA